Molecule: messenger RNA, 1313 nt
Organism: Micromonas pusilla CCMP1545
Lineage: Eukaryota; Viridiplantae; Chlorophyta; Mamiellophyceae; Mamiellales; Mamiellaceae
Exons: 2
Coding region: 1-1245 (414 amino acids)
Source: RefSeq, a predicted model, not a curated record
AUGGAGCUGAAACUCGAGGAAGCGGACGAGGACGCCGCGGAGAUGCUUCGCGGCGUCGAAAACGUCGGCGGGAAGUCGCCGGCGCGACGACGCGCGCCCGUCGUCAGCGGCGGGUUAACGAGCGGUGCCGGCGGACCCGGGGCGACGGGGGGGAUGGGGCGGCGACGGAGCGUGAACAUGAACAUGACGUCGCGGCGAUUGAGCGUGAACGCGAACGCGGCGCACGGGAGUCCCGCGCGGCGUCGUCUCUCGACGACGCACCACGGGAGACGCGACUCCGACGGGACUCGACGGCUCUCCGUGACGUCGGUCGCGUCGGACGACUUUGGCGACGCGCGGGGGCGAAGGCGGGACAGCGUGAACAGCGCGCACCGAGGCGGCGGAACGCGCAGGCUCUCGACGUCGUCCGCGCUGAGCGUCGAGACGGCUGGUCUUCCGCCCGCGGCGGCGUUGGAGCCGGAGUUUCACUGGCAGCCGUUGCAUCGCGUGACCGUCGCGAGGGACCUCCCGCUCGAGCUCUUCGAGUCCGACGACGACGACGACGCGCUCGACCCGAAGGUUAUCGAGAUGGAGACGAAGCUCCGGAACGAGGGCGUGAUCGAGUUGAGCUCCGUCGCGGACGCCGCCGCGCCCGUGGGCGCGGAGGUGUCCGCGCAUAAAGACAUGUACAGCGGACACGGCGCGUUCACCGGCGGCGUCAGAUCCGGCGGCCCGAGCCGGCGCGUCAGCGUCGCGUCGGCGCACGGCGGGGGCGGCGACGCGUGCAUCGCGGAGGAGGAGAUGUCGGACGAGAUAGCGAUGGAGAUCGCGCUCAAACGGCGGCGAGACGCGGCGGAGCUCGCGAGGAGAUACGACUUUGACGUCGCGACGGCGAGGAAGGCUUCGGAUGUUGCCGAAACGCGCGCGCUCAGACCGUUUUUCCACGGGCCGUCGCCCCCCGAGGUCGUGAAACCGCCGCCGAAGGACGCGUCGCUCAGGAAACAUCGGUACGGGGAUUGGUUCCUGCCCAGCGCGACGCGCGCGAAGAAGGCGUACGAGGCGGCGUUGGAGAGGUACUUGGAGAAGAUCGGCGGUCCGCUCGCGACGGAGGCGCGGCUCACGCGUCUGCGGAAAGAGAAGAUCGCGCGGACGAUCGCGCCUCUGUACGCGACGACGCAGUACCGCGCGUACUUGAGAGAGAAUCCGGGGACGGGGGUGCCGCAUUACAUGCGAGAGAAGAAGACGAAGAAGACGAAGCCGGCGUGAUACCGUAGCGUCGGACGCGCGUUAUUAGAAGUAGAAAAUCUGAUCGAAAAAAAACCAAAUCGAAACGC